This is a messenger RNA of Aspergillus caelatus, 768 nucleotides long. RefSeq lists its product as uncharacterized. Bases 1 to 768 code for a protein of 255 amino acids. NCBI's taxonomy places the organism in Eukaryota, Fungi, Ascomycota, Eurotiomycetes, Eurotiales, Aspergillaceae. The record is from RefSeq and is a predicted model, not a curated record. The transcript has a single exon.
AUGUCCAAAUCACAAUACCGAGAUGACGAGGAUGCCAUCCCCUCAUACGAAGAAAGUGUCCGAUCAUCCACCACACAGGCACCACCCUACAACAUGAGACCCGACGUGGCGGCACCACUGCACCGUCAUCUAGAUGCAAGUCGAGUCCAGCGCGUUCAUUCUCUCCUCGAACAGUAUGUCGAUCCACUUCUUGCUGAGCAAGGGUCUUCAGGAUUAUACAAAACCACCUUUAUUUUCAUUCCUUCCAAUGUCACGUCCCUACAGCCCAGAGAAAAGACUAGCUACUCCACGCCUAAGGCGCCAGAACCGGUCGGGUUUCCUACUUCCACGGUGGUGAAGCUUGUUCAGUUGGAGGGCGAGGCACAUACGAUGGAGUUCUGGAGACAGCCGGCCGUGUUGCGGGAAUUGGAGUCCUCGCUUCGGGCAAGGCUUGCGGCGAGUGGUCAUCAUGUUGAGGGGCAGGAUGAGAAUGAGAUCCCCACAUCUGCUAAAGAGACUCAAUCGCUAAAGUCGAAUAAAGAAAGUAAGCCUAAGCAGAAGAAGUCGCUCUGGGGUAGACUCACGGGAACCUCUGAGGCUGUUAUUGUGGACCGAAAGCUGGGCUGGCGUGCCGAACCUGAAGAGACGACCGGUCGCAAAUUGUCCAGGGACCAGGUCAGGGCUGUCGUGGAGUGGAAGGAGGUCUGUUUGCGCGUGGAGAAUGACCUUGGUCUAUAUGAUAAUUGUAACGCACCGGGGAUUUGUCUCUCUGUGGAGGUUGGGGAGUAG